Ictalurus furcatus (blue catfish) is the source of this 3057-nucleotide messenger RNA. It is a transcript of the gene naa60, whose product is annotated as N-acetyltransferase 15 (GCN5-related, putative). Bases 286 to 1014 code for a protein of 242 amino acids. Gene Ontology annotation, cellular component: Golgi membrane. Gene Ontology annotation, molecular function: histone acetyltransferase activity; protein-N-terminal amino-acid acetyltransferase activity. The transcript is spliced from 7 exons. The record is from RefSeq and is a predicted model, not a curated record. Lineage: Eukaryota; Metazoa; Chordata; Actinopteri; Siluriformes; Ictaluridae. Gene Ontology annotation, biological process: N-terminal peptidyl-methionine acetylation.
UUUCGGACGCAGCCACAAAGAGCGUAAUUAAUACACGUGAGGCCCCUCCUCCCGGAAGAGGCCGAGCUGUUGCUAGCGUUUGUGGACGCGCUAGCCUCGGAAGCUAACUUGCUAAGACGCUAACAGAGCAAAACCGAAGUCGCUAACCGAAUGUCUCAUCUCCGUUCUGGGGGCAAGUCUUCUCUCUGUCGCUACCAUGAUUCCGCCGCUGUGAAUAUUUUUCGCGGACGCCGAGCCGAGUAUUCGUCAAGACUUCCGCUUUUCCGACCGCCAAAUAAGGUGUGAAUGACUGACGUGGUGCCGCCCACUGCGCUCAGCGAAAUCAAACUCCGCCUCCUGUGCCAAGAUGACAUAGACAGUGUUAAAGUGCUGUGUGGUGAUUGGUUCCCCAUCGAGUAUCCCGACUCGUGGUAUCAUGACAUCACGUCGAACAAGAAGUUCUUUUCCCUGGCCGCUACCUUCAAGGGUGGCAUCGUGGGGAUGAUUGUGGCUGAAAUAAAGGGCAGAACAAAAGUGCACAAAGAGGAUGGGGACAUUCUGGCCUCUAGCUUUCCUGUUGACACUCAGGUUGCGUACAUUCUGAGCUUAGGAGUGGUGAAGGAGUUUCGAAAACAUGGAAUAGGCUCCCUGUUGCUGGACAGUCUGAAGGAGCACAUCUCCACUACGGCGCAGGACCACUGCAAGGCCAUCUACCUGCACGUGCUCACCACCAACCUCACAGCUAUUCACUUCUACGAGAACAGAGACUUUAAGCAGCAUCACUAUUUGCCCUAUUAUUACUCCAUCCGAGGGGUGCUGAAGGACGGCUUCACCUACGUCCUGUACAUCAACGGGGGACAUCCGCCUUGGACCAUCUUUGAUUAUAUUCAUCAUAUAGGAUCAGCGCUGGCCAGCUUAAGCCCCUGUUCCAUUCCACAGAGGAUCUACCGGCAAGCACAGAGUCUCCUGCGCAGCUUCCUGCCGUGGUCCAGCAUCUCAUCCAAGAGUGGCAUCGAGUACAGCAGAACCAUGUGAAGGAAGGACAGAGCUCUUUCCGUCUUACCAGCCCGACACCUGAACCUCAGCGUCGACGAUUUUUACGCAAAAUCCUUCUCGGCCCUUUACAGUGUUCAGGCCGUGUGUAAAAUCUGUACAUAAUAUAUACUCAUGAUUAAUAUAUGCAUCGUCUUUAUCCCACUCUCCUUUUAAAGUGACAGCUUCAUGCCUGUAAUUACGCUGCUACCUAGAAAACGUUCUAUAGUUUGCUCGUAUUUUUAAAUAAUUUUUAUGUGUGCCUGCUCUGGAUAAGAAGGUCUAAGGGCGCUUGUUCUGCACAUGCACGUAUCGAGCCGUGUUUCACGCAAAGUAUUCGUCUGUUUUGUUUUUUUAAAUUGUGUGUUCGUUUAUGCGAAGUUUUAAGUGAUGGUUUUAAUGCACAGCGACGGUGCUGUAGGUCAUCGUUCGAGAUGUCACUUUUGCCCUUUUUAAAAAUUUUUUUUUUUAAAAACCGAAUCUGUAAUGAUCACACCCGUAAACACAGUGCGUGUUUGAUUUUAUACGCAUUAAAAUGUGAACGUAACAGAUAGUCGAUGGUGUAAGCAGGUGAAAAUCAGGGAUUUCCAAAAAUGAAUAAAUGUUUGUAAAGAAUUGAUCAUGCAUAGCAUGUAGUUCAGUGGAUUUCGAACCAGGGUUCAGGAUUCAUGGACAUAGAUUUCUUAUUAGUUUGUCUGUUAGGAAAAGAGGCGAGGCACAUUCCUGUUUUACAAACACUGAAAAGAAGCAUAAUUUUUCACAAAAUGUACAGUCGUGUUAAAUUAAAGGCGCUUUUUAAAACACUUUUUCAAGUCCCAAGCACGUUCUGAACAUUUUGUUUGAGACCUGAAAGUUUUUUGCUGUUUUUUUUUUUUUUCUUUUCCACAGUCAAAUGAACCGAGGUGAAUCGUCUCGACGCGAUCAGGCGUCAAAUUACAUGACUGGUAUAUUAACUUCCUGUUUCAGGUUCCACUAUGGCAGGAAAGAGAUGUUCUGUAGUGGUCUGUAGAGGAGACAGGAUGCUUUCUCCAUAUAUAGACAGAAAGAAGGUAUUCAAGUACCUUAAAAAGCCGCUGAAUUUUUUUACUUUUAUUUAUUUAUUUAUUUUUAGCACAUGAACGAGCAGAUUUGACUGAAAGUCUUGAGUAAAAAAAAAACACUAAUUAAAUAAAACCUACAGACAUAGCAUAGACGUGUGGAAAUAGACACAAGCAAUCUGACUUGACCCAAGUGUUACAAAAAACAAACACAAACAAAAAAUGCAUAUAUCUGAGUGCAAAAGUUUUCAUCCCCCAAGGAAAAAUGAAACCAAAUCCAUGUAUUAAAUUUCGUAUCCUAAUAAUAAUCAUAACUUCCGCUGUACCCUGUUACAAAACGUAAGGCGAUUGCAACUGGAAAAUUUUCCAGACCUUUAAACAGAGAUGUAAUGCUGAAUAUUACAUCUGAGAUUAUAUAAAGUCUAUAUGAUAAAAGGAUUUAGUUUUAGAUUAUAAUUAGGAAUCAGAAAGGAGACUGAACUGACAUUGCUGUGUUUUUCCCCUCACUGUUAUUAACAUCGAUGUUCUAACCAUUUUUGGUCAACACCAAAAACAGCUUGUUGCUAUGAAUGACAUUUCUGCCAUGCUCCUUUUUUUUUUUCUUUUUUCUUUCUUUUUUUUUCUUUUGGCCUUGGGGUGUGUAAACUUUUGCGCUCAUGUGUAACCCUAUUGAAUGCUUAAAUGCACAUUCUGAAAAGGGAAGCGAGACUGUGUGUGUGGGUGUGUGUGCGUGUGUGUACGCGUGCGUGCGCGUGUGUGUAGCGAUUUGUGUGAGAUGAAACAUGUUCACAUGAAAGCCCUGAUCCAGUUCUGAACCAGUGAACAGCAGAACGUUGAUGUCUAGUUUUUAAGAGUAUGAAGCCCUGUGCAACGUCUCCCUCAACUGCUCAAGAUUUGUAAUGACACAAUUGUAAAAUGAUCAGCUCUAUUAUUUAUUUGAUUUCUUGAUCAAGUGAAAUGUCUUCAGUGUGUUUGCGGCAUUUCAUUUGUACCAAGACUGCCUUUUUUU